Messenger RNA from Paralichthys olivaceus (Japanese flounder), 6093 nucleotides. RefSeq names its product DIRAS family, GTP-binding RAS-like 1b (gene diras1b). NCBI's taxonomy places the organism in Eukaryota, Metazoa, Chordata, Actinopteri, Pleuronectiformes, Paralichthyidae. Gene Ontology annotation, biological process: signal transduction. The record is from RefSeq and is a predicted model, not a curated record. Gene Ontology annotation, molecular function: GTP binding; GTPase activity; GDP binding. Gene Ontology annotation, cellular component: plasma membrane.
GGGAGAGAGAGAGAGAGGGAGUGAGUCUACUGUGGUGGUGGUGUUAGAAAUCGGACGACAUGAGCUCUACAUGAAGCGCGUAAAAAUGCUGUAAGGACGCGUUGUCUUUCAUCCGUCUCAACUGAGGACGAGCCUGAAGCGGAGCUACAUCCUUCACGACCAGGUGUAACACAGUCUUAAGCCUGAGGGGGGCAGAAUGCCGGAGCAGAGCAACGACUAUCGUGUGGUGGUGUUUGGGGCAGGUGGUGUAGGGAAGAGCUCCCUGGUCCUGCGCUUUGUGAAGGGCACCUUCAGGGACACCUACAUCCCCACGGUGGAGGACACCUACCGCCAGGUGAUCAGCUGUGACAAGAGCGUGUGCACGCUCCAGAUCACCGACACCACAGGGAGCCACCAGUUCCCUGCCAUGCAGCGUCUGUCCAUCUCCAAAGGCCAUGCCUUCAUCCUGGUCUACUCCAUCACGAGCAAACAGUCCCUGGAGGAGCUCAAACCUAUUUACCAACAGGUCCUGGCCAUAAAGGGCAACGUGGAGGCCAUCCCCAUCAUGCUCGUGGGCAACAAGAGCGACGAGACCCUGCGGGAGGUGGAGACCAAGGAUGGUGAGGCCCAGGCCAAUCAGUGGAAGUGCGCCUUCAUGGAGACAUCGGCCAAGACCAACCACAACGUCACCGAGCUCUUCCAAGAGCUCCUCAACCUGGACAAGAAGAGGAACAUGAGCCUCAACAUCGACGGCAAGCGCUCAGGAAAGCAGUCCCGCGCCGAGAGACUGAAGGGCAAAUGCAGCGUAAUGUAAAACCGGGAGGGGAGGAAAGGGGGGGAGGUGGAGGUGGGAGAGGGGGGAGGAAAUAAUGAAAUAGGAGGGAGAGGAAAGAAAAGAAGGGGGACGAGAGAAAAACACAGACUCAUUAAACGUUAUCACUCGGAGCUAAAUGUCUGGAAGGCCACCGGGGAAUCUCAUCAACCACAUCCUCCUCCAUGUGACUGGUGCAUUCACAAACACAAAAGUUCCAUGCUGGAAAAAAAUAGUGGAUUGCAGCUCGGAGCUUUACAUCCACGUGCAUUCUGAAUAUCGCAAAUUAAAAGUAAGAAGCGUGUGUCGCAGAAGAAAAGCUGAGGUGGAAACGGCACUGGGUGUGGACUUCUGCUCACGGAGACCUUGGACUGCGGAAAAGAACACAGACGACAGCAUCCCCUCACCAAACCGAAGGAUCUACACUAAACAUUUACUCUCCUCCCUCCCUUUCCUGCUCACACCUAAACAUCCCAGCUUCCUCACCACUCACCCACCUCCUAUUAUCACAGCUACAGAGAAACUAAAUGUGUAUGUAACAGAGUCGACAAAGUUAGUUCAAGCCCUAUUUUAAGAUACACACUGUAGGAUUCCAAGGUGUGAGACUGCAUCUGACUCUGAUGUAUAUAAACAUGGGAUAUUUCAAUUAUUCCACUAGUCUCCACGUGCCCCGCCCCAGCUAUCGUAUCAGUCACAGAAGGUCAGAGGUUAAAUUUGUGGCGACAGGACAAAUUCACCCAUUUUUCUCAUCCCGCCUGGAAGACGAAAAACUCCUCGUUACAUUUGUCAAGUUGUCUUCAGAUCAACAAUCUCAUGCGCAAACCCUCCUCAUCCGAAGUGGAGAGGCAUCCAGCGGCCGUGCACGUGCCACCGACGCGGCACAGCGACGUUUCUGAGACUUCAUCUAGUGUUGAGUAAUAACUGUGGAUGAAAGGGAAGCAGGACUCUCAUCAAGAAAACAUACAAAUCUGCCUUGAGGACGAUACACUUGGAUAUUCGUUGCCGAGCUAAUAAGACGAAAGCGAACCAGGAGGAUUUUUUUUUGGUUCUGUGGAAGAAUGUCCGUUUGCUUUGGCACUUUUCAUGUGAAGGUUUCUAUUUGUUUGCCUUUUUUUUUCUUCUUGUUUUAUGAUGCUCUUUAAAUUCAUGUAAAAAAACAAAACAGAAAGCACACAGAGGAAAAAAACAAUACUAAUGUAAUGGAUGUAAAAGUGCAGAUUAUUGAGUGUGACCUGAAUCUGUAAUUCUGUUUCCUCUUUGUUUUUGUUGGUCACAUCACUUCUCAUGCGCUUAUUAGGAAACAGAAUGGGUCAAACACACACACAUGCAUAUUUAAACACACAUAUAGCAUGCGCCUGAAUGCAUUCAUGCAAGAGUUGGAAAAAACACACACGCAUAGCUGUGGUUUUCACUUUGAGUAACCAUUUGAUUUGAUGGAGACAAGCAGGCCUCACUCAGCCUAGAUGCUCUCACAUUGCUCUUAAUAUCAUACACACACACAAACAUGUUUUGCCUACUGUAUGUUUUAAUGAUCUCUGCUGAACACAGGAUAUGUCCAAAGUGCAUAUACACACACACAGACACACACCUUCCUCUCGUAGGAGCUCUAAAACUUGUACUCUUUGUACACUGGACAGCUAAAAGCACAAUACUUUUUUACUGACACAUCUGUUUGUUUGUUUGUUUGUUUGUUUGUUUGUAUAACAUUUUUGUGUGCGUUUCUUUUUUUUGUACACGUUUUUUGAAUUUUUUUUUGUCUCGUCUGCUAUUUUCCAUCUCUAACAUUUACCCUCUGGUCCUGAACGUGGAGGAACAAUCAUCAUCAUCACCACGAUCAUACGUAGCUCUGAGUCUCGAUUGUAAAAUGUUUUAUUUCAUCAUGGCACAACAAGGUUGCGGUUCUGCUGAACAACAGGGUAUCGUGAUGUCAUCCGUGAUUCGCUUUUGGUCGUGAAGAAAUACGUGCGUGUGACGUAACCCCCUGUGUACGAUGGCCGCGGAGGGUCCGAUUAAUUGUCCACUUCUCUCCAUCUCUCAGGCGGUUUUAACAAACGAUUUGGAGGAUAAUCUGCUCCUGUACUGUUGAACCCAAAGACACAGAUAAUGCCCCUUUUAACCGUGUGUUCAUUUGUCUGGAAAAACAAAAAAGAAACUACGAAAAGAAAAAGCACAGCAACUGUCGUCGUCGUCGUCGUCGUCUGUCUCCCUCUGUCUCUAUGUGUGCAGCAGAAUCAUCAACUGGGCACUUUAGGGUGACAUUUUACUUGAAGACUUGCUUAUUAAUCAGCACUGCCUCAUUUAUAAGCACCAUGUAAAAUGCCCCUCCUUCAUCACUCAUGCCCACUUUAAACUAUUUCAAAUGUGUAGUUACUGUAAAUAAGCAUAAGGUAGUUCAACGACACGUUAGGAAGAGCUUCAAGUAAGAUGUUACCCAUGUAAAGAAAACCUGUACCCGCUGUCUUUCUGGGAAUAUGUCCUCUGUAACCAGGAAAUAUUGUUACAGUAGGAGGUUCAAUGUUGCUAUAUACUGUAAAAUACAGCUUAUUAAUGAUGCUCAUGAUAUAUUGUAUUUGACACAUCCACUCUUCAGAUCAAUCGGAUAAUACUAGCAAAAUGUGAAUAUGUAACUAAAGGUUCCACUCCAUAGCUUUUACUUUUUUAUUUUCCAAGUUGACAAUGAAUCCGUUGUUAUGGACGUGUUGUGUUUUGCACUAAUGUGAGGUCCUGUUUAAAAGCAUUGUAAACACACCCUUUACUUGUUAGACACCAGGGAUGCUCAUUCGCACGCUUUCGUUUUGUCGUUUUCCACCGGGUUAUAUUUCAGAAACGGGAGAUCUGGGUUUGUCUUGUGCUCGUUAAGAUGGAGUAAAAAGCAUUAAAGCUAAAAAAAACAAACAAAACAGAAGCAACAACAGCUGGAAAUAACAUGUAACAUCCCUCAGACUCGCCUCUGGUCUGAUCUGAUGUGUAGCUACCGGCGGCAGGGUUGCACACGCUGCAUAAAUAUCAGCUUUACACGUCUGAUUGCCUCACGCAGAAUGGCAGAUUGCGAGCGCAUGUUUGUGCAAUGUGUUGUUCUGCUGACGUCUAUACAGGAGACUGUCGCUGCUCAUGUUCCUGCGUGGAAUAUGAUACAGCGGGGCGGAAAAACAAUGAGGCAGCGUUCGAGAGCGGCGUGCGGACAACAAGCUGGAGCGAGAGGGAAGGGGGCUAUUAAUAGAAGUGGUGUGAAAAUGUGGAGAGCAACUGCACCAACCGUGGCCUGUGUACGACUCGUGUGUGUCUGUGUGUCUGCUGAGUUUCCUCACAAGGCUUGUCUCAUCUCAUUUGACAAUGAAGCAUAUUCACUGCUGCUGUGUGUGUGUGUGUGUGUGUGUGUUUUGUGUGUUCAACCAUGAAUGAGUACAAUCACCUAUUUGCAUAUUUUGUCUAUCACUCUGGCCUGUAUAAGUUUGUGUGUGUUUACGUGUGUGUGCGUGUUCGUGUGCUUGUGUGCGUGUGUGUUUACGUGUGUGUGUGUGUGUGUGUGUGUGUGUGUGUGUUGUUGCACCAUCUUAUCAAGUGUCUGUCAGAUGUUUGAAGCUCCUCCUGUGGAGAAUGCCCACACAUUCAGCAUGAGUCAUCCUGCACUGCUCAUCACACACACACACACACACACACAUAUGCAGUUGUAUGGAAGCUGAACAUAUAGACUUCAUGCACACUUACACACACACACACACACACACACACACACGUUCUAUUCACACAGGCCUCAUCACUGGCUGUUUUCCUGCUCGUCACUCUCGUACACGUCGCCUCUGCUUCUCUGUCCGCUCCCCUUGAAACUCCCGAGUUUCUUUCACUUCAUUCCCUCCCAUGUAUCUGUGAGUCGCUUGCACUUGAACAGACUGAAGGUCGACACUGCUCACGCCCGACUGUAGAUAGUUGUAAAUAGUGUUUAAAGGACUUCAUAUUUCAGAGAUCAGAGAGGAGGAGAGCGUGUGGAAGAAAGGAAGCUGUGGGUGGAAGGUUCUGCAUUUCUUUCCAUAGGGAAAGUGUCCAUUUGGAAGCUUGUACUUGGCUCCAGAAGAGAGCUUCUCUAUGUCGGCUGCCAUGAAAAAACUUUGGUCUGUUUCCAAAGUGUGCUAUAAUUUUCUCUGCAAGGAAAAACAACAAACUGGCCUUUAAAACAGGACAUUUGCAGAGACCCAAAGUGCCCAAUAUCCGAUGAAUGAAUAGGAUGAUCACAAAUAUAUAUCAACUAAUUCUGAAAUAAUCCAAUAAAUGUUCAAAACUCAUCCUUUCUUUCUUUCAUAAUAACAAGUUUUUGUCAUUUUUAUUUAAUUCCAGCAGGUUUUAUUUCUGACUUCUCUUAUUAUCAUUAUUUAAGUGUUAUUUUCCCCAGAGGUUUUAUUUUAUAAUCCCACUUUUCAUCACAGUCUUUGUUAAAGAAAAGAAAACAAACAAAUCCAGUGAUGUGAUUGGCUGACUGCUAAAUCAGACCAAAGCAGCAGCUAAUUACACAACAGGAUCUUCAGGUUUGCUCUGAACUAAAGUUGCACCGUGUUGGUGUUGUAAAGUAAACGCAGACUUUGGAAGAAGGACAUUUGAUCUUCAGAAUUGCUGGAAAGAAAUAAAAAUGUCAUGUUAUUGAGAAACGAAGCAGGAUAAAGUGGCAUUUGAUGAAACUGAAGCUGGAUCGCUACCAGGCAAAGUUCACCUCGGUUGUCCGUCGGCCUCAGAGGUCACAGGGGACAGGCUCUUACUGCAGAGGAAGCUUGGUUCACGUGUGUUCUUCCAUUGCAGGGUGGGAAACGCGACCAUGUGGCGCUGAAACAAGGGGUCGAGUGUAGGACCUGAAAACAAAAAUAAAACGCUUUAUUUGUCCGUCAGUCUCAUUUCUACCAACGAGGGCAGGUCACCGUCCUGUCAGAGGAUCUGAAGGAAAAUCAGCUCUGGAGGACUGAAACUGAAAGAAAUGCUACCACUGACCCCGUUGACCUCUCCAGCUCACCCCUUUACUUCUCGUCUGAUUGGCUCAGAGCCUCACAAAAACGUUUCUGCGGACGGGGUGUGGGGAAGGGGCGUAAAGUGGGGGUUUGUGGGUAAUGUAGUUUGGUACUAUCCUGUCGCUCUGGCUCUUCAUCCCUGCAUGGUCCCUUAUUGGUGUUUCAGCCAGCAUGAGAACAAGGACACAAACUGUGAAUCAUCUUUGUAUUUUUUAAAAUAAAUUCCUCAGCAGCAUUUACGGCUUCAGUUUUGCAAAUGGUUUAUUUCUUUUUAGCACUUGUUGUUUUUUGUAAAUUAUUGGAAAACAAAAA